Molecule: messenger RNA, 513 nt
Organism: Cornus florida
Lineage: Eukaryota; Viridiplantae; Streptophyta; Magnoliopsida; Cornales; Cornaceae
Product: protein ALP1-like
Exons: 2
Coding region: 1-513 (170 amino acids)
Source: RefSeq, a predicted model, not a curated record
AUGGCUGUAUGUGACUUUGACAUGAGGUUCACAUAUGUGCUAGCUGGGUGGGAAAGCUCAGCUAAUGAUUCGAGAAUCCUAAAUGAGUGUACUGAAAAUGAGGCAAUGAACUUUCCAGCUCCACCAGCAGGUAAGUAUUAUUUGGUGGACUCAGGGUAUGCCAAUAAGCCUGGUUAUUUGGCCCCAUUUCGAGGUCAUACUUACCACUUUCAGGAAUACCGUAGGACUAGACAACCUCGUAGUCGGGAGGAAGUGUUCAAUCAUAGGCAUUCAUCUUUGAGAAAUAUAAUUGAGCAAUGCUUUGGGUUAUUGAAGAUGAGAUUCGCUAUUUUGAGGGCAAUGCCUCCUUAUAAGUUUUCAACACAAGUAUUGAUUGUAAUGGCUUGUUGCACAUUACAUAAUUUUAUCAAAAAUCAGCAUCAGCCUGAUGACAUAUUUGAUGGUAAUGAUCCUCCUCAAAGUGAUGGUGAAGAUGAUGAGAUUGUUGAGCAUGUGCCUUCGGCUCAGCUUUGA